Messenger RNA from Anopheles funestus (African malaria mosquito), 490 nucleotides. RefSeq lists its product as uncharacterized. NCBI's taxonomy places the organism in Eukaryota, Metazoa, Arthropoda, Insecta, Diptera, Culicidae. The coding region runs from base 91 to 408 and encodes 105 amino acids. The record is from RefSeq and is a predicted model, not a curated record. The transcript is spliced from 2 exons. Gene Ontology annotation, cellular component: mitochondrion.
GCUCCGCGGAAAAACAACAAAUACUGCAGAAGAAUCGUUCUUUCCGACGGUAAACCAGCGCGCGAACCUUUUGUUCCUUUUAAAAGCACGAUGAGCCAACAGGAUAAGGCCGCCCGGCGUGCGGCUCUCCGCAACGAGUACUGGCGCACGAUGACCAACCCGCACAACCAUCUGCGUGGGGAAAGCGGUGGUGUGUUUGAUACUGGCCUAGCACGGUUCCAGGCGAUGCGUGUUAACCACUUCGAGCACUUCAAGCCGACUGGUCGCUCGUUCAAGAUUGGAUUGUUUACCGUCGUCAUACCAAUCAUCGUCUACGCUAAGAUGAUGAAGUAUGAGCGCGACCAGCGGGAACAUCAGUACCGUACCGGGCAGGUGUCCUACGCUGACCGUCGCUUCAAAUUCAUCUAAAGCUGGAAGUUGUGCGUACAUUUCGUUCGAAGCGUUGGUGUAGCAAUCGUGAAAUAAAUUGUGAAUAACAGGUACAUCUAAA